This is a messenger RNA of Phycodurus eques (leafy seadragon), 2831 nucleotides long. RefSeq names its product phosphomannomutase 1 (gene pmm1). Gene Ontology annotation, molecular function: phosphomannomutase activity. The record is from RefSeq and is a predicted model, not a curated record. The transcript has 8 exons. Bases 284 to 1045 code for a protein of 253 amino acids. Lineage: Eukaryota; Metazoa; Chordata; Actinopteri; Syngnathiformes; Syngnathidae. Gene Ontology annotation, cellular component: cytosol. Gene Ontology annotation, biological process: GDP-mannose biosynthetic process; protein N-linked glycosylation; mannose metabolic process.
UUGACAUUGUCGAAGAAACCCGACACGUUCCACAAGAUGCGUUUUGGAAGGUGUGAGCUAUCUUAUCUAAAUGUGUGGACUGUGGAGGCGGAGUAGACAAGAGCUGCAAGAGAGGAGUCGAGUCCACGCAUUGAUUGAUCCGUUGCGAUUUUAACGAUGGCGAUGAACGAUGAGCGAUCCCUUCCCAUUAAUGUGUCUGUUUGCGCACACGUGCGCUCGAAGGAGUGCGGAACUGUGCAACAGCUGGAAUGAAAAGAGAAGUCGACAACUAAAUAAGGAGUAAAUGGAGCAGGUCGACAUCUGUGCGGACAGAAGCGUCCUGUGCCUGUUUGACGUGGAUGGGACUCUGACGCCACCGAGAGAGAAAAUAGAUCCAGAGCUGGAUGAGUUCUUCCAAACACUGCGAAGGAAAGUCAAGACUGGCAUCGUCGGAGGGUCCGACUAUUCCAAGAUAGCCGAGCAGCUCGGGGAAGGAGAUGACGUCAUACGCAAGUUUGACUACGUAUUUGCUGAGAACGGCACCGUGCAGUACAAAGAUGGGAAACUAUGUUCAAAACAGGCAAUCCAGAACCAUAUUGGAGAGGAACUGCUGCAGGACUUGAUCAACUUCUGCCUGAGCUACAUGGGGCUCAUCAAACUGCCAAAGAAAAGGGGAACGUUCAUUGAGUUCAGGAAUGGAAUGCUCAACAUUUCCCCCAUUGGUCGGAGCUGCACCUUAGAGGAGCGAAUUGAAUUCUCUGAAAUUGACAAGAGAGAAAAGAUCAGGGAGAAGUUUGUUGCUGCCUUGAAGGAGGAAUUUGCUGGAAAGGGAUUGCGGUUCACAAGCGGUGGUCUCAUCAGCUUUGACGUGUUCCCUGAAGGCUGGGACAAGAGGUUAUGUCUCGAUCUGCUGGAGAGUGAAAGCCUGGACGCCAUCUACUUCUUUGGCAAUGAGACGUCAGAUGGAGGAAAUGAUUAUGAAAUCUUUAACGAUCCACGUACGAUCGGCUACACAGUCUACUCCCCGCAACACACUGCCAGGCUGUGUCGGCAACUUUUUUUGUGAUGAUCCAUCAAGUGAAUCCUGAUAUUCUUUUCUUUGCCCAAAGAACUUUGCUGAAUGUUUGUUGUACCUGCUGAAAGUCCAACAGUGGAUCUGAACAGGUUGGUUGUGAACUACUGAAAAUGUACCACUAUAGAUUUUAUAUGAUGGCUUUAGAGGGGGAGAAGGGGGGAAGGCGAUGUUAAAGAUGCAUGACUCAAGAAAUAACAGAGCUAGUGUUCCGGCUGUAAUGUGCAUGAGGCAUGGACCAUGAAAGUACUAAAUAUUGUGCUGUACUUAUUAGGCGUACAGGAAACUGUUUUGCUCUGUGUUUGGCAUUUUCUAAAUUAAUUUUGAGUACAAAAGAUAAUGAUGGGCGGCACAGAGCAUGAUUGGUAUGUACAUCCGCCUCACAGUUCUUGAGGUUGCAGGUUCGAAACAGGGAUCCGGCCUUCCUGUGUGGAGUUUGCUUGAUCUCCGGGUACUCAAGUUUCCUUCCACAUUCCCAGAGCAUGCAUGUUAGCUUCAUUGAAGACUGUAAAGUGAAUUUUAAUCUUUGAAUUUACAGUGAAUUAAUAUUAUGUAAAUGUGUAUAUUGUCUUUUUAGAGGCCGCUACAAGGCGUAUGUUGCCUGCACUGUGAGAGUCAUCACGCUGGUUUUCUGCAUUAUUUGAUUAAAUACAUGAACUAAUCAAUUUGACACAGGUUCACACAGCUCAGCAGCUUUGUUUGCCCCGUUUUUACAAUUGAAUCAUUGAAAUCACAAAAUUUGACAUGUAUUUUGCCUAAGCUACACAUGGACUCUGCAUAUACUGACAAGUACAAAUACAACCCCAAUUCCAAUGAAGUUGGGACGUUGUGUUAAACAUAAAUAAAAGCAGAAUGCAAUGAUUUGCAAAUCAUGUUCAACCUAUAUCUAAUUGAAUACACGACAGACCAGAUAUUUAAUGUUCAAACUGAUCAACUUUAUUGUUUUUAGCAAAUAAUCAUUAACUUAGAAUUUUAUGGCUGCAACACGUUCCAAAAAAGUUGGGACAGGUGGCAAAAAAGACUGAGGAAGUUGAGGAAUGAUCAUCAAACACGUGUUUGGAACAUCCCACAGGUGAACUGGCUAAUUGGGAAUUAGUCAAGUAUUUUUUUCCCCACUUUUCACAAAUCUGAAGUUAGGAGUGGAGGGUAUCUUGAGACCACUUUACAGCAAUAUUGUGAAACUUCUUCCCUCAAGUCCCCACCAUGAAAGAAAACAAGAGACAAACUUUGAAUCAUCAAUUGGUUUCAUGUAAUUCCAAGGCUCAGUAGAAGCCACCAACAAAGGAACAAAUAAAAUGAGGUGACAAAGAUGAUCCAAAUCCUAUAUUGACGUUUCAGGCAGUGCCAUAGACAGAAAGGUUAAGAGGUCGUAGUACAGUCAGAACACAAUAUAACUGAUCACAACCUGAAGUUCUACAAUACAAACAACAGUUCAGUAACAAUGGCCAACUACAAAGUCAUGUAGUCCACUAUCAUAAAGACUAAGCAUACAAAAAACACACACAAGGAGGAUUUCAGUCAGUUCAUGGCUCCAUACGCUGUACGGUUUUCAACACAACAGCAAAAUGAGCGGAACACGAUUGCUCUUAUUUUGUGCUAGUGGACGUUCACAUUUUCCCUCACUUGAUACGACAGAAGAUCAACAGUUAAAUGAUGAAAGGAAAUGAGCACGAGACAAUAAAACAACAGAAAAUACUUGCAGUGCUUUUCCAUUUAACAGUAAAAUGUUUGCUAUGCAUGUUGUGUGUCUGCUUGAGUCCUCCUUUCUUUUUCUGCAAAU